GGAAGCAGAGACGGCGUCGUAUUGGGUUGCGAUAAUUGGGGCCGUACUGUGAAAGAUAGAAUACAACCCCCGAAUUUUAUCCAAAAGUCUGCCUCUGUGCUCUACUCACAGAAACCAAACCUCCUCAAAUGGCGUCGUCCCAACACCUCCUCCCCUCUUUCUCCUCACCCACCACCACUAAUCACGACUCCACCAGGUCUCACCUCCUCUCCUCUUCUCUCUGGGCCUCACCCAUCACCAUCAGCAGCUUCUCUUCCUCCCCCAAACUCUCCCCCCUUCUGCAAACCCGCCGCCGCCUCCGCGUCACCGCAAUGGCCCCACCCAAACCCGGCGGCAAAGCCAAGAAAGUGGUGGGAAUGAUUAAGCUGGCGCUUGAGGCCGGGAAGGCCACUCCGGCGCCACCGGUGGGUCCCGCUUUGGGUUCCAAGGGUGUGAAUAUCAUGGCUUUCUGUAAGGACUACAAUGCCAGGACUGCCGACAAGGCCGGUUAUAUCAUUCCUGUCGAGAUUACCGUCUACGAUGAUAAGAGUUUUACUUUCAUUUUGAAGACUCCACCUGCAUCGGUUUUGCUUCUUAAGGCUGCGGGAGCUGAGAAAGGUUCUAAAGACCCACAGUUAGAAAAAGUAGGGACGGUAACCAUUGACCAGCUGCGAACAAUUGCACAAGAGAAGCUACCAGACUUGAAUUGCACAAGUUUAGAGUCGGCAAUGAGAAUUAUAGCUGGCACCGCAGCUAAUAUGGGGAUCGAUAUUGACCCUCCUGUUCUCGAAAAGAAAAAGAAGGAAGUCCUGCUGUAAUCCUGCCAACAUUUUGAUUCCUUCAUUAGGCUUUAUAUGUACAAUCGUAUGUGUAGGCUUAUAGAGGAUUGAUGCAAGUCAGAAUGUAAUACUGGCCCCGCCAUUUUUUGUUGCUGGUAUAAAUUCUUAACCCAUAUUGCACUG
Messenger RNA from Fragaria vesca subsp. vesca, 941 nucleotides. Its product is annotated as 50S ribosomal protein L11, chloroplastic-like. Gene Ontology annotation, molecular function: large ribosomal subunit rRNA binding; structural constituent of ribosome. Gene Ontology annotation, cellular component: ribosome; large ribosomal subunit. Bases 129 to 797 code for a protein of 222 amino acids. The record is from RefSeq and is a predicted model, not a curated record. NCBI's taxonomy places the organism in Eukaryota, Viridiplantae, Streptophyta, Magnoliopsida, Rosales, Rosaceae. Gene Ontology annotation, biological process: translation. The transcript has 3 exons.